This is a messenger RNA of Emiliania huxleyi CCMP1516, 3360 nucleotides long. RefSeq lists its product as hypothetical. NCBI's taxonomy places the organism in Eukaryota, Haptophyta, Isochrysidales, Noelaerhabdaceae. The annotation marks the transcript as partial. The record is from RefSeq and is a predicted model, not a curated record. The transcript has 11 exons.
AUGGCACAGCAGCAGGCCCCGCCAGCUGCUCAAGCGCCCAUCGUCGUCGUCGUCGACGAGGUUCAGAUCACCAGUGAUGCAAUGCUCGUCCUCGUUCCAGGGGCUCAACACGUAAAGGACCACACGCCUUGUCUGAGUUGGACCACGGUGUACGACAAUGCAGGAGCAGUGACCAGCUACACCCUGGGGCAGAGCGACGCCAAGGGCGCCUUCCUGCCGCGGUGCCGAUUCGGCACGCACCAGCAGACAAGUGCUAUCCUCGAUGGGAACCACAUUCUCAAUGUGCUCUUCAAUGGGGCAUUCUGGUCGCGGCUCUUGACCGCUCUGGACGCGGCGAACUUCUUCGCCACCUCCAUGGGGAAGAUCGGCGUGCUGCACCAGCGACUCGCCGACCUGGCGAUGGCCAACCCAGGUGUCUGGAUGAUCACGCACCCGGACAUCUUUCUCGGGUGGAACCCAAUAUCGAUGGCAUCGACAAACAGCACGAACCAUCCGGUGUUGGUUGGCGAGCCGACGGUUGCCUUGGCGGGAAGAGGUGGCGGCAGGUUUCGCAUGAAAACUGGGUGCGAGAAGUCGGCCUGGUCGUACAUGAUGGAGGGGCUCGACCCAUCAGGAGCGAACCAGCUGGCGUACGCGACGUCCGAGUACGGCGGAGACUGGGCAGAGGAGGAGGCGGUCGGCCCGCCCUCGCACAACGAGGGCGACUGCGCGACGCUGAAGGCAGGCUCGUGGGCGCCCGCCCGGCGGGACCAAGGCACGUACCAGCUCACCGUGUCCUUCGCCUCGCCGGUGCGGGUGGCGGAGGUGGCGGUGCGCGAGCACGCCAACCCGCGCGAGGCGGCCGGCUUCCUGCAGAGGGUCGAGGCGUGGACGCAGGCCGAGGCGGGUCGAGGGGGGUGGGCGGUGGCGUGGGAGGGCGACGACGACACGGCCUGCGGCUUCGACAAGGUCAUCUCGCUCCUCGCGCCAACCGCCCUCACGAGCCGCAUACGCCUCACGUCGCGCACAGACUCUGCGGCUUGGGAGUACGUGGAUGCGGUGCGGGUGGUCGGCUGCGCAGGGGAGGCUCUGGGCGCUUGCGACUGCGCGUCGGACGGCGUGAGCGGCGGGGUGCGUACAAGUCGGCUUGGCUGCGCCGUACACGACGGCAACGGAGCGCGGUUCUGCUACGUCGUCGACCCCUCGAGCUGCGGUAGCGACGCGUCGUCCACCUUGUUCCGAGGCGCGGGGCCGUGCGACCUCGAGGUGACGCAGUACGCGGCAGAGGCGUACGCGACGUCCGAGUACGGCGGAGACUGGGCAGAGGAGGAGGCGGUCGGCCCGCCCUCGCACAACGAGGGCGACUGCGCGACGCUGAAGGCAGGCUCGUGGGCGCCCGCCCGGCGGGACCAAGGCACGUACCAGCUCACCGUGUCCUUCGCCUCGCCGGUGCGGGUGGCGGAGGUGGCGGUGCGCGAGCACGCCAACCCGCGCGAGGCGGCCGGCUUCCUGCAGAGGGUCGAGGCGUGGACGCAGGCCGAGGCGGGUCGAGGGGGGUGGGCGGUGGCGUGGGAGGGCGACGACGACACGGCCUGCGGCUUCGACAAGGUCAUCUCUCUCCUCGCGCCAACCGCCCUCACGAGCCGCAUUCGCCUCACGUCGCGCACAGACUCUGCGGCUUGGGAGUACGUGGAUGCGGUGCGGGUGGUCGGCUGCGCAGGGGAGGCUCUGGGCGCUUGCGACUGCGCGUCGGACGGCGUGAGCGGCGGGGUGCGUACAAGUCGGCUUGGCUGCGCCGUACACCACGGCAACGGAGUGCGGUUCUGCUACGUCGUCGACCCCUCGAGCUGCGGUAGCGACGCGUCGUCCACCUUGUUCCGUGGCGCGGGGCCGUGCGACCUCGAGGUGACGCAGUACGCGGCAGAGGCGUACGCGACGUCCGAGUACGGCGGAGACUGGGCAGAGGAGGAGGCGGUCGGCCCGCCCUCGCACAACGAGGGCGACUGCGCGACGCUGAAGGCAGGCUCGUGGGCGCCCGCCCGGCGGGACCAAGGCACGUACCAGCUCACCGUGUCCUUCGCCUCGCCGGUGCGGGUGGCGGAGGUGGCGGUGCGCGAGCACGCCAACCCGCGCGAGGCGGCCGGCUUCCUGCAGAGGGUCGAGGCGUGGACGCAGGCCGAGGCGGGUCGAGGGGGGUGGGCGGUGGCGUGGGAGGGCGACGACGACACGGCCUGCGGCUUCGACAAGGUCAUCUCGCUCCUCGCGCCAACCGCCCUCACGAGCCGCAUACGCCUCACGUCGCGCACAGACUCUGCGGCUUGGGAGUACGUGGAUGCGGUGCGGGUGGUCGGCUGCGCAGGGGAGGCUCUGGGCGCUUGCGACUGCGCGUCGGACGGCGUGAGCGGCGGGGUGCGUACAAGUCGGCUUGGCUGCGCCGUACACGACGGCAACGGAGCGCGGUUCUGCUACGUCGUCGACCCCUCGAGCUGCGGUAGCGACGCGUCGUCCACCUUGUUCCGAGGCGCGGGGCCGUGCGACCUCGAGGUGACGCAGUACGCGGCAGAGGCGUACGCGACGUCCGAGUACGGCGGAGACUGGGCAGAGGAGGAGGCGGUCGGCCCGCCCUCGCACAACGAGGGCGACUGCGCGACGCUGAAGGCAGGCUCGUGGGCGCCCGCCCGGCGGGACCAAGGCACGUACCAGCUCACCGUGUCCUUCGCCUCGCCGGUGCGGGUGGCGGAGGUGGCGGUGCGCGAGCACGCCAACCCGCGCGAGGCGGCCGGCUUCCUGCAGAGGGUCGAGGCGUGGACGCAGGCCGAGGCGGGUCGAGGGGGGUGGGCGGUGGCGUGGGAGGGCGACGACGACACGGCCUGCGGCUUCGACAAGGUCAUCUCGCUCCUCGCGCCAACCGCCCUCACGAGCCGCAUACGCCUCACGUCGCGCACAGACUCUGCGGCUUGGGAGUACGUAGAUGCGGUGCGGGUGGUCGGCUGCGCAGGGGAGGCUCUGGGCGCUUGCGACUGCGCGUCGGACGGCGUGAGCGGCGGGGUGCGUACAAGUCGGCUUGGCUGCGCCGUACACGACGGCAACAGAGAGCGGUUCUGCUACGUCGUCGACCCCUCGAGCUGCGGUAGCGACGCGUCGUCCACCUUGUUCCGUGGCGCGGGGCCGUGCGACCUCGAGGUGACGCAGUACGCGGCAGAGGCGUACGCGACGUCCGAGUACGGCGGAGACUGGGCAGAGGAGGAGGCGGUCGGCCCGCCCUCGCACAACGAGGGCGACUGCGCGACGCUGAAGGCAGGCUCGUGGGCGCCCGCCCGGCGGGACCAAGGCACGUACCAGCUCACCGUGUCCUUCGCCUCGCCGGUGCGGGUGGCGGAG